This is a messenger RNA of Cygnus olor (mute swan), 1231 nucleotides long. RefSeq names its product brain abundant membrane attached signal protein 1 (gene BASP1). The record is from RefSeq and is a predicted model, not a curated record. Gene Ontology annotation, molecular function: transcription cis-regulatory region binding; transcription corepressor activity. Gene Ontology annotation, biological process: negative regulation of DNA-templated transcription. NCBI's taxonomy places the organism in Eukaryota, Metazoa, Chordata, Aves, Anseriformes, Anatidae. Gene Ontology annotation, cellular component: cytoplasm; nucleus.
AUGUUGGAUGUCUGCAGUCGGGCCUUGCGGCUCUGCUGUCAGACCUCACAGAGCACGGAGCUGCUCGUCAAGCAGAAGGACAAGCUGGAUCCGAAUAAAAGGGCGAAUCAGGAAUGUAGGUGCGGGUGGCUUUUGAACUGCCCACAGACUGUCACAGAGAGGGGGGGGGUAGGGGGGGGGGAAGGGAGGGAAAGAGGGAGGGGGAGAGAGAGCGAGAAAUGCAGAGGCAGCAGCCGCGGUAGCGGCGGCAUUGCUCCAGCAGGCACCAGGCACUCCAGUGCCGGGCGGCGAGCGGGGGAGCCGCAGCGCUCGGAGCGGGGCGAGCGGGCACGGGGCCACCCGGGGCGCUCGGUGACACGGCCACACGCGGACACGAGAGGGGCACGGAGGAGAGGCACGCAAGAGCUCCAGAAUGGGAGGCAAACUGAGCGAAAGAGAAGAGGGUACAGUGUCAAUGAUGAAAAAGCUAAAGAAGACAAGAAGGCUGAAGGAGCAGCAGCUGAGGAAGAGAACCCAAAGGAGGCUGAGGAUUGCCCGCAAACCACAGAGACCACAGAAGAGGAGAACAACAAGGAGGAGAAGGGUGAGAAGGAUUCUCAGGUCGCUGCCAAUAAGACAGAAGAAAAAGAAGGGGAGAAGAGAAACGUGACCCAGGAAGAAAACCCAGAAAGCAAACCAGAGAAGUCAGAGGCUGUUGUCGAUGCGAAAAUAGAGCCACAGAAGAACAACGAACAGGCACCCAAGCAAGAGGAGCCAACUGCAGCCUCUGCUCCUGCUGCCAGUAGUGAAGCACCCAAAACCUCUGAGCCUAGCAGCGAUGCAAAAGUUCUCAGACCUUCAGAAGCCACAGCUCGCAAAGCAGAUGACAAGAGCAAAGAAGAAGAAGCCAAAAAGACUGAGGCUCCCGCAACGCCUGCAGCAGAAACUAAAAGCGAAGUGGCCCCAGCUUCAGACUCAAAACCUAGCAGCAGCGAGGCUGCACCUUCUUCCAAGGAGAGCGCGGCAGCCACAGCAGCACCUAGUUCCACUGCCAAGGCCUCGGACCCUGCAGCCCCACCAGAGGAAGCGAAACCUUCUGAAGCCCCAGCGACUAAUUCGGAUCAAACCAUAGCAGUGCAAGAUUAAAUUGGACAGCCUAUUGAAACAACCACUUAAAACAACCUGUGUCUUUUUUUUAUUUUUCAGCUAUACUAACUUGUUUCAGAUCUGAAAUAACAAUAAGUAUUGCCCA